ACAAUACCUCUCUCUCUCUCUCUAAAGAAAGUUUUCUCUCUCUAAGAAUAUAUAUACAAUUUGGUAUAGCAAUGAGUUGGAGAUAAGCUGAGUGGAACCGCCCCUCGACUGAUUCUACCAUAGAAGGCGAAGACGACAGAAAGAUAUAUAUUAAAGAUGAAAGGGAACAGUGAAGAGAAAUUAAUGAAAACAUAUUGGAUGAGGUCUGCUUUUCAGAAGAACAAAGCUUCUUCAAAAUCGACUCUUAUUGCUUCCUUGUUCUUCUGUCUACUUCCAUUGCUGUUUUUGGCUGCUUGGAUUAACCUAGCUAAGUACGCAUGCUUCUCCUCUCAAAAAGCACUUCAAAAUAAUCCUUCAAAUUCUGAUCUCCAGUUCCCUCUAAAUUGCUCUAUAUGGAUCCAAACCAAUACAUGCCCAAAAUAUUACCCAACCUCAUACAAACCCUCCAAUCCAAACCCCUUAUUGAACCCGAAAUGCCCAGAAUUUUUUCGAUGGAUUCACGAAGAUUUGAGGCCCUGGAGAGAGACAGGAAUCACAACGGAAAUGGUCGAAAAAGCACGCAAAACUGCCCAUUUCAGAUUGGUGAUUUUGGAUGGGAAAAUUUAUGUGGAGAAAUUCAGGCAAUCGAUUCAGACAAGGGCUUUAUUCACAAUGUGGGGAAUUUUACAGCUUAUGAGGUGGUACCCUGGGAAAUUGCCUGAUUUGGAGCUCAUGUUUGACUGUGACGACCGGCCGGUGAUUCAAGCGAAACACUUCCAGAGGCCGGACUCUGGACCGCCGCCACUGUUCCGGUACUGUUCAGAUUGGAAGAGCUUGGACAUUGUAUUCCCCGACUGGUCUUUCUGGGGCUGGGCAGAGACAAAUAUAAAGCCAUGGAGAAUAGUAUUGAAGGACAUGAGAGAAGGAAAUAAGAAAACCAAAUGGGAAGACAGAGUGCCCUACGCCUACUGGAGGGGAAACCCCAAUGUGUGUCCAUGGAGGGCUGAUCUUAUGAAGUGCAAUGUUACUGAUAAAAAUGACUGGAACACCCGUCUUUACGUUCAAGAUUGGGAUAAGGAAGCCAAAAUAGGGUACAAGCAAUCAAAUGUUGCAGACCAAUGCACACACAGAUACAAAAUAUACAUUGAAGGAUGGGCAUGGUCUGUUAGUGAAAAAUAUAUUUUAGCCUGCGACUCGCCCACAUUGCUAAUGACACCGCGUUGGCAUGAUUUCUUCAUAAGGGGCAUGAUUCCACAGCAACAUUAUUGGCCAGUUAGGGACAAUGACAAAUGCAAAUCUCUAAAAUUUGCUGUUGACUAUGGUAACAAUCAUACUCAAAAGGCAAAGGCCAUUGGAGAAGCCGGGAGUAGCUUUAUCCACAACGAUCUAAAGAUGGAAAAUGUAUAUGAUUACAUAUUUCAUCUUCUAAAUGAGUAUGCAAAGCUCUUUAAAUACAAACCCACAAUUCCUCCAAAUGCAAUGGAGCUUUGUGCAGAAGCAAUGGCAUGCCCUUCAUAUGGGAUAUGGAAGGAAUUCAUGGAAUUAUCCUUAGAGAAAUCUCCAAGUAAUUCUAUUCCAUGCACAAUGCCUCCACCAUACGAGCCCCAAGAAUUGAAGUCUUUUAUUGAUGCAAAGGUGAAGUCUACUAAGGAAGUUGAGGGAUGGGAGAACGAGUAUUGGGAGAAACAAAUCAAGAACAAAUAAACCUUUUUUUUUUUUUUUAAAUUCUAUUUGCUAAUUUUGUAUUUUUCUUGGAUUUUAAUGGAGGUUAGAGUAAGAGCUUGUUUGAUUUAGAUUAAAAA
Olea europaea var. sylvestris is the source of this 1781-nucleotide messenger RNA. Its product is annotated as protein O-glucosyltransferase 1-like. Bases 157 to 1683 code for a protein of 508 amino acids. NCBI's taxonomy places the organism in Eukaryota, Viridiplantae, Streptophyta, Magnoliopsida, Lamiales, Oleaceae. The transcript has 6 exons. The record is from RefSeq and is a predicted model, not a curated record.